GCAUCUGGACGGCAACCAGAUGAAGGUCCUCUUCGGCAACCUGUUGAUGGAAGGCGCUUGGGUGGUGGUCAUGAAGUUCAGGGCGGCGGCAAUCCUCUUGGAGUAUCAGAGGGCAGAGACUCAGGCGCCAACAAGCGCUAUGGAUCCAGUUGGAUUGCUAGUGCAGGGGAUGACGCAACUUCAAACGGCAAUGAAGGAGUCCUUGAGUCAGAAAGCUAGGGAGCCCAAGAUUGUGAAGCCUGGAGCUGUGGAUCUUCCAAGGCUACCGGAAAUUUCCACGAACUCUGCAAUUGACAUCGGGGACUGGCUCCAUGGCAUUCAAAACUACAUGGGGGAUCUCUCUAAUGCCAGUGGUUUGUGGUGGCGUGAAGUUAUGCAAUGUCUGAAGGCCUACUAUGAGGCCUACACUCGGGCUUCUCAUGUUGGGAAGCUUGCUCUUCGCCCUGAAGACUAUGAGUCGGCCGAGCUGAAGGACCCGCGAUGGGCGCGUGUGGACAAACGUGCAGUGGCCAUGCUUAUGGCGAGCUGUCCAGACUCCGUGAAGGAGGAGCUUUUGGCCUCUCGACUGAGCGGCACCUUGGCCAUAUUAGCUAGGGUGGUGGUUCUUUAUCGUCCAGGCAGUGUCUUGCUUGAGAAGGUGGGGACGUUGGAUGNNACAAAGAAACCACUGCUGGAUUACCCGGACAUCAGCUUCCGCAUCAGCAUGCUUCGCUAUAACCUGGAGGUGGACACGAGGCCAACAGAAAGGGGGGUAUGGGAUCUCCACAAUGCCCUCAUGUCUGAGUUUGAGCAGGUGGCGCACAGGGGUGGCCCCCCAAGUAGUUCUGGCACCCCGUUCGUGAAGGCAAUCGAUGGUGCUGGAAUACCUCCAUCCGCUAAACCACCUCAAGAGGCAGGCCUUGGCGGCUCGCCCUCUCCAAAGGCCAAGGCAAAGGCGGGACUCCUUCCUUGCAAGUUCUUCCUCACAGAUGCUGGAUGCUCAAAGGGGGAUGAGGAGGUUGAGGCGGCUUCGAAGGUCAAGGUCCAGUUGGCCAAUGGUACUGAGGCGUCCUUGGCCGAGGGGAUCCUUCUCAAUGAUAAAGCCGGCUGGGACUACCUGAAGGCAUUUCCAGUUUCAAGACAAAGGAGAAAAAGGAUGUUGACGUCCCAAUGGGUUGUCCAUCUCUAUGCGGGACCCGGAAAGGGAGCUGACCCUAUCCUCAAGGAGCUGGAUGAUGGCCGUGUCUUGCUUGAGGUGGACUUAACUCGAUCCAAGGCCUUUGACAUGAACAAGUUUGGUGGAGUCUAUCGCGGAUUGUUGUGGGCCGCGGCAACUGGCCGAGUGGCUGGAAUCAUUGGGGCUCCUCCUUGCCGAAGCUCAACCGACACGCCAUUGAUACUGAAACAGCUGUGGCUAACGCUUGUGGCCAAGGCCGCAGCCAUCAGGCAGGGCGAGUUUCCGGUGUUUGCGGCGGUGGAAGGACGUAAGCUUUUUGAGGCUGUCAAGGGCAACUUUGGCCAAGGAUGGGAAUCUCUUCGUGAAGUCUGGCCUUUGGUUUUGGAAGAGAUGUGCUUGGAAGAGGUUGCGGGCGUCAUAGCCACCAACUUGGACUUCAUUCUUCCCUUGGAGUGUACUACUUCCACGGGUGCAGCCUGGACUUCUUCCUUCAAGACGGCGAUCGUGGAGGCUGUACGGCGCUGGCAAAAGGAGCCAGAGUCACUUCAAGUUGUCAAGUGGGCCAAGAAGCUGGAUGUGAAGGGUUUCUUGGAGGGCUUCACAGAAAAGGAGCUUCGUAUGUGGCGUACACAUGUGAGGAACAAUCACACACCAUAUAACAGGAGAUGCCGGACCUGCGUUGCAAGUUCCGGAGUGGGGCGAAUGCACAGGCGCGUUAAGCAUCCAAGUGCGCAUUGCCUCAGCCUCGACGUAGCAGGCCCGUUCCGCCAAAAGGCGGCAGACCCGGAUCACCGAGAUUAUCGCUACAUGCUGAUCGGUGCCUACACCUACCCCAAGCUGGA
Molecule: messenger RNA, 1998 nt
Organism: Symbiodinium pilosum
Lineage: Eukaryota; Dinophyceae; Suessiales; Symbiodiniaceae
Source: the annotation of a GenBank genome assembly